AUGAAGGCUCACCCUCGCCGCUCUGUGCGAGUGCUCUCUGGUAUCCCCGCCUCCUACUCCAAUGUCCGAUUCGUGAGCCGCACCAGCAAUGCAAAGUCGUCGUUGGCUGCGGCCUCGACCUCCUCCAACGGCGUGUGGCAGCAGGUUCCCCCCUCGCCCAAGAAGGAUUCCACCUCUCCGCUGGCGAAGCUGCCCUUGUCCUCGGUCUUUCGAUCACUGUUGAUCCUGUCUGUGUCCUCUUCCUCACUGCUCUUGAAACCAUGCAUCUAUACCCUGUCCAUGCUGGCUCACCCCAAGACUCCCGUCCUGGAUGUCGCCAAAAACCCUCUCCUGAAUCUCCUCGUGAAGCACACCCUGUACAAGCAGUUCAACGCCGGUGAAAACAAGCUGGAAGUCCAGCGUUCCAUCCAGGAGAUCAAGCGCCUGGGAUACCGUGGUGUAUUGCUGGGAUAUGCCCGCGAGGUUCUGGUGGGGGAGAGCACCGCCAAUCCCCUCGACGAGAAGGCCGCCCGGGAAGAGAUCCAGAUGUGGUUGGACGGAACCUUGCAAACUGUGGACAUGGCCCAGGAAGGGGAUUUUGUAGCCCUGAAAUUCACUGGUAUGGGAACUCAUGUCCUUCAGCUACUGCAGCAGCAGGCGGCUCCAUCACCAUUCAUCGACGCCGCCAUCAAGAAAGUGUGCGACUUGGCCAUCUCCCAAAAUGUUCGACUCUUGGUCGAUGCCGAGGAGCAGGCCGUGCAGCCGGGGAUUGAAGAAUGGACGAUGAAGUACCAGAAGUACUGCAACUCGCAGACCCCUGGUCGUGCCAUCUUCUAUAACACCUAUCAGGCGUAUCUGUGCUCGACCCCUGUGACGCUGGCCAAGCAUCUGGAGAUCUCUCGCCAGGAGGGAUACACCCUGGGCGUUAAGCUGGUCCGCGGUGCCUAUCUGAAAACUGAGCCCCGCCACUUGAUAUGGGCUACCAAGGAAGCCACCGAUAACUGCUAUGACGGCGUCGUGGAGGCUCUCCUGACUCGCCGCUACAACUCCAUGCUGCAGUCCGCGUCCAAGGAGUACACGACCGAGCUUCCUCCCGUCAACGUCAUCAUCGCCACGCACAACCGGGAGUCCGUCCGCAAGGCCCAUGCUCUCCGCAUGCAGCAAGCGAUUCAGGGCGAAAACCACGGCGUUGACCUCUCUUACGCUCAGUUGCAGGGUAUGGCCGACGAGGUCAGCUGCGAACUUCUACAGGGCUUCCAGGGUCCUGAGACGAGCGAGCCCUCAUCGUUGGAGUCGCCGAAUGUGUACAAGCUUCUGACCUGGGGAUCGGUCAAGGAGUGCAUGGGCUUCUUGCUGAGACGCGCGGUGGAGAACACUGAGGCGGUUGGUCGUACCAAGCAGUCCCAGGAGGCGAUGUUUGGCGAGCUCAAGCGACGAGUCUUCCGAGUGUUCGGUUCUGGCAACUGA
Messenger RNA from Aspergillus tanneri, 1446 nucleotides. RefSeq names its product proline dehydrogenase family protein. Lineage: Eukaryota; Fungi; Ascomycota; Eurotiomycetes; Eurotiales; Aspergillaceae. The transcript is spliced from 2 exons. Bases 1 to 1446 code for a protein of 481 amino acids. Gene Ontology annotation, molecular function: FAD binding; proline dehydrogenase activity. The record is from RefSeq and is a predicted model, not a curated record. Gene Ontology annotation, cellular component: mitochondrion.